Molecule: messenger RNA, 921 nt
Organism: Vanrija pseudolonga
Lineage: Eukaryota; Fungi; Basidiomycota; Tremellomycetes; Trichosporonales; Trichosporonaceae
Exons: 3
Coding region: 1-921 (306 amino acids)
Biological process (GO): vacuolar proton-transporting V-type ATPase complex assembly
Cellular component (GO): endomembrane system
Source: RefSeq, a predicted model, not a curated record
AUGGCCGCCCCGACGCUCUUCACCCUUCCGCCGCACAUCCAGGACGCGAUCGCGCGCCUCGCAGCCACCGAGGCCGCCCCAGACGCGCUGCGCACCGAGCUGCGCGACGCGCUUGCGCGUGCGCCGGGCAGAGCAGAGGCGGUGUACGGCGAUGCCGCCGCUGCGGCGGUGUCCGAGUCGGCCGCGUCAGCGCCAGCAGCAGUCGACGCCGACGCCGACAAGCCACUCGCGCUGCGUGAGGCCCCGCCGCCGCUCGUCGAUGCCGAAGUGCUCGAGCGGCUUGCCGUGUGGUCGGCUUCCGAGGCUGGACGCAGCGCUUUGGCUGAUCACGGGCUAGACCACGGCGAGUACUCGCAUAUCGCGCUCGUGGCCGGCGCAGAGGUCUACCUCCCGCCCAAGCAGCGCGCGUUGCUACGCAGCGCCGAGGCCGAGGACACGCGGGCCGAGAAGACAAAUCCUUACCUCCCGGCGUACAUGUCCCCGCGCCCAGCGUCCUUCGGACAAGAGUACCGCGCCCUCGGUCGCCAACUGGCCACGGUGCUCAACGUGCUCUUCUCCGUCUUUGGGCUCGGCGGCGCGGCGUACGUCGCAGCCACGACGGGCGCGGGGUGGACGCGCUCCCAGGGCCUCAUCCUCGCCGUGAUUGCCGGCGCGGUUGUCGCCGUCGCUGACAUCGGGCUCAUCUGGAUCUUCUCGGCACGGAUUAAGAAGGAUCGUCGCGAGGCGAGCAUCAAGAGCAUCAAGACGAAUAAGGGGAGCGGGCGGGCGCCGGGGACUGAGCCGACGGUUCUGGAGCUCGAGGCUGAAGAGGUCGAGGGAGAGACCGAGGAGGAGGCAGGGGAGAAGGACGCGCCGGUGGACCUAAUCCCCGCGCCAAAGGCAGCAGUCAGGCUACGCCGCCGCGCACUCGGUGAGCGGUAG